AUUAUCGAAACCGAAACUUUUUCGGUAGUGUGGUGGUUGCCCCAUGAAGUACAGCAGGUAGAAGCAACAUGCCCCACUGCUGUGCCUGAAGGAAGUGAUCAAAACCCCUCCAUUAGCUAAGAGACUUUUACGUGGUGACGUUGACUUUAACUAUGACAAAGAUCAUGCAUUAGUUGACUUUAUCCAUGACAAAGAUCAUGCAUUAGUUGGAUACGGCCCAUCAAAUGUAUACUUUAGUGGUUGACAUUUGUCCACAAGUCCACUUAAGUGAAUCCUCAUGCUUUAAAAGGCCUAGCAUUCCUUGAAAGAAAAUUCACAUGCUUCCAGCGCCGUUUGCUCAAUUCUUCGAUGGCAAGAGGCGGAGAUGAAUCGGAGGCCAAUUGGGUCGGGGAGUGGCUCAACGACAACACUCGUUCUCUAUUUAUCGCGGGGGAGGGGCACGGCCCGGGGGACUCAGCCUUUCGGGCAGCUGAAAUGUGUUGCAGGGUUUCGACACCAGAGAUGAGUUUAGCGAGCAAGUUGGACAGCAAGUACACGCUGCGGAUGAAGAUGUGCGGUACCGGGCUGGCUGACGACGGCUACAAGUGGAGAAAAUAUGGUCAGAAAUCUAUCAAGAACAGUCCCAAUCCAAGGAGUUACUACAAAUGCACUAACCCGCGAUGCAGUGCCAAGAAGCAAGUAGAGAGGUCCUCAGAAGAUCCCGAGAUGCUUAUCGUAACAUACGAAGGUCUCCACCUCCAUUAUACUGCACAAUUCCUGCUGUCUCAGACCCAGGACUAUUUCACCUACACCGCGAAGAAGCCCAAGUGCACGACAAUCCUACAGCCUGAUGUUCCGAUGUAUCAGUCGCUAGGAACAGACCAAAGAGGGCCAAACGAUGAACUUGAACGGAGUACAAAGAAUGCUGCAGACGACAGAAUGCAGAAUUGUAUACUUGAAGAUGUCGUGCAUAGAUCACAAGGCCUAUUGGAAGAUGUUGUGCCCUUGUUGGUGCGGAAGCCAGUCGUCUCAGCCGCAUCGUCAGAGGAUCAUAAUCUCUCGACGCGGUCUCCAUCUUCGACGCGAUCUUGGAGCCCUGUCUCCUCUUAUCUUGAUAUGAAUAUCUUUUCCAGCAUCCUGUGAGCAGUGAACAACCAGAUGCAAGCAAGUUCAACUUCAAAUUAUAUCGAAAUUCGAUAUGAAUUGGAUCAGGAUAUCGAUAUCUGCUAUGGUAGAAUGUUCUUACUUCCAUUUUCGAUGUAAUAGUUGGAUGUAGGAAGAUGUUCAAUAUGCAUGUAUAAACCUGAUAAGCGAGAUCUUGUUUGAUAUA
Messenger RNA from Zingiber officinale, 1309 nucleotides. Its product is annotated as probable WRKY transcription factor 49. NCBI's taxonomy places the organism in Eukaryota, Viridiplantae, Streptophyta, Magnoliopsida, Zingiberales, Zingiberaceae. The coding region runs from base 349 to 1122 and encodes 257 amino acids. The transcript is spliced from 3 exons. Gene Ontology annotation, molecular function: DNA-binding transcription factor activity; sequence-specific DNA binding. Gene Ontology annotation, biological process: regulation of DNA-templated transcription. The record is from RefSeq and is a predicted model, not a curated record.